Molecule: messenger RNA, 1167 nt
Organism: Solanum pennellii
Lineage: Eukaryota; Viridiplantae; Streptophyta; Magnoliopsida; Solanales; Solanaceae
Product: dehydration-responsive element-binding protein 3-like
Exons: 1
Coding region: 213-818 (201 amino acids)
Biological process (GO): regulation of DNA-templated transcription
Molecular function (GO): DNA-binding transcription factor activity; DNA binding
Source: RefSeq, a predicted model, not a curated record
UUAUUUUAUUUUACCUCUUUUAAUUUUUUCGACGAAGAAUAUGCAUCGGAUCGGACCAUCCUUUAUGUUUCUCUUUCAUUCUCGUUAGCAUGGUAAUUCGAAUUACACUAUUUUUUUCUCUCUUCAUAUAUAUAUAUUCCCUACUUUUUUGGCAUUCGAUAAAAACUUCUCUGAGCAUCUGUGUAACUGUCCAUUUCAAUCACCAUUAAUUAAUGGCGGAGCUUGUACAAUCAUCUUCCAUAUCCGUGUCAAAAACAGAGGAAAAGGAGAAACGAACAAGAGAUGAAACUUACCCAGUAUACAGAGGUGUUCGAAUGCGAAGUUGGGGAAAAUGGGUUUCUGAAAUCAGACAACCGCGUAAGAAAUCGCGAAUUUGGUUGGGUACUUAUCCAACACCUGAAAUGGCUGCACGAGCUCAUGACGUUGCUGCGCUUAGCAUCAAAGGGAAUUCAGCAAUUCUCAAUUUUCCUCAACUUGUUGAAUCGUUGCCUCGUCCAGCGUCAAUUUCACCUAGAGAUGUUCAAGCUGCUGCUGCUAAAGCAGCUGCCAUGGAUGAACUAAAUUCCUCUGUUUCUUCGACAUUGAGACUCAGUGAAUCGAUGGAAACGGAAGAUCAAUUAGGUCAGAUUAUUGAAUUGCCGAAUUUGGAAGGGAUUUUUGAAUCGGAAGAGAUGAAAUUGAGUAACUCCGGUGAUGGAUGGGUUUACCCGCCGCCGUUUGGGGAAUUUGACGGCGAACUUUUUGGGGAUUUCUUUGAGCAUACAGCCAUUGGAGAGACUUUGAUUCCAAGCAAAUUCGACAAGAUGAAAUGGGCUUGAUUAUUGUAAUCAAACACAAUUGUGUUACCCUAUUAGAUUUAUGUGCUCUGUUCAUAUUCAUAAUUCUUUCAUCUUUUAUUCUCCUAUCUAAGAUCGUGUUCUCACUAAUCGUGUCUUCACUAAGUUAUAGGUACGUUAUAUAUGGCUAAUCACCACUCACAUACUUCUUCUACCUAUCCUUGCACCAUCGUAGCAAACCUCUCACACCUUCUGGUGCAUGAGAACAUGUCUUCUCCGCGAGUAGUGAAAGAGAGAAGUUUGGAUUGGGUUUGAUUGAAUUCAAUAACUUUUGCUCAGAUGGUGUAUUUGUAUAAAGAAAUUUAUUAAAUAUGUACGAAUAUUAAGUUUA